Dictyostelium discoideum AX4 is the source of this 1674-nucleotide messenger RNA. RefSeq lists its product as hypothetical. NCBI's taxonomy places the organism in Eukaryota, Evosea, Eumycetozoa, Dictyosteliales, Dictyosteliaceae. The transcript is spliced from 2 exons. Bases 1 to 1674 code for a protein of 557 amino acids. The record is from RefSeq and is a predicted model, not a curated record.
AUGAUUAUAAAAUUAAAUAAAUUUAUUACAUUAUUAAUUUUAUUAAUAAUAAUUAAUUGUAAUUUUCAAAUUGUAAAAGCUGAUGCUGAAUCAAAAGCAUUAGAUAUUAUUAAUAGAUAUCGUGACAUUGGAAGAUAUACAUUUUUUACAACUGAUGGUCAUUUAGAACAUUAUCCAGAAGGAUUUUGUGGUGGUAUACAAGAUCUUAACGAUUGUAAAUGGGAUGAAUAUAUUGAAGCAGUAGUUUUAUUAUCAGGUAUUGCAUUGGUAAUUGGACUUAUAACAUUAGUAUUUGGUAUAAUAUUUUGGAUAUUCAGAUGUAUUUGUUUUGGAGGUUGUAAUGCUACCCAUGGUUUCUUUUGUCCAAAAACAAGAUAUGAUCCAGAUAUUGGUGAAGGUUACAAAAGUGGUAGUGUUUUCAUUUUGAAAAUAGUGACAUUGGUUAUGGUAGCAGGCUGUGUUGCAGUUUUCAUUACAGCUCUUAAAGGUAACUCAUCAACCACAUCUGGUAUUAAUAAUCUUAGUGAUACAAUUUUCAAUAAGACCUCUUACAUAUUAGAUGAAUUGGUUGGAAUUAGUAUUGAAUUAAAUCAAACUAAAUAUGAACAAUUUGGAGAAAGAGUUGAAAUCCAAAAUCAAUUAAAUCAAAUCAUAGAUUAUGGUAAUGACAUUGAAAGUAAAGGUGAAACCGUUAGUGAUAAUGCAAAGGAUGUAAAUACAAUUAGAAAUAAGAUCAUUGUUAUUGGUUUAGUUUUUUGUGUUAUCAAUGCUGGUACAAUUGGUGUUGCUGCUCUAUUCGGUCUUCCAGCUAUGGCACGUUCCGCAGCAAUGAGUUUGGUUUUCUUAAUUCCAUUUAUGUGGAUUGUUUUCUCUGUUCAUUAUCCAAUCAAUAGUGUAGUUGCCGAUAUUUGCAUGAGCUACAAUAAUAACACUGGAAGUAUCGAGCAACAGUUGGCCAAUUAUACAAAUCCUAUCGUUUCAGAAAUUUUUGGAACCUGUCAAGAUUCCAAUAACUUUAAUUCAUCUGCAUUGAAAAAUUUAGAUACAACAGUGGUUAAUCUCAUUCAAAAUGCUACCUCCUCAACCUGUGAUAAAAUUAAUGACGCUUGUCAAGUAACAUUCCCACGUUAUCCAAACGAUGAUCCAGCUGCAAUUCCAUAUAAUCAAAAUGUUUUAGAUUGUCCACCAAGUGUCACCUGUGGUAAUAGUACAAUUGGUAUUUACAUUUACAAUUCAACCGUUCAUAAUUUCCAAUAUAAAUGUAAGAAUAGUGCCAACUGUGGUGAUACUUCAACUUGUGAUACAUCGAAUCCACUCAAUCUCAUGACAUGUGGUUGGGUUAAUGUUACCUCUGUAAAUGAAUGUUCUCAAGGUAAUUGUAUAUAUAAUAGCAAUACUCAAGUCACUGAUGCUGCCAAAGAUAUAGUUAAUUUCUAUGAUAUUUUAACCUCGCUCAUCAAUAUUUGGACUCAACAAUUCUCUCCAUUAUUCAAAUGUUCAUCCAUCUUGUCUUUUAUUGAUGAUGUUCAAAAUAUUGUUUGUGUUGAUGAAGUAAAUGCUUUAGAUCUUAUCGUUGCUCCAACAGCUGUAUUUGCUAUUUUAUUAACUGGACUUGGAAUAACUGGUGUCCUUGGGUCUAAAAGAUUUGACUCAAAAAUGAGAGCUAAAAAAUAA